Molecule: messenger RNA, 1533 nt
Organism: Miscanthus lutarioriparius
Lineage: Eukaryota; Viridiplantae; Streptophyta; Magnoliopsida; Poales; Poaceae
Source: the annotation of a GenBank genome assembly
AUGGCGACGGCGAUGGGCGCGAUGGCCGCCACCUCCCUGGCCCCGAUCCUGGCCGCUGCUACGUUCCCCGGUGAUCUGGGCCUCGGACGCCGCCGGGCGGCUGUGCCAGGGUGGCGUGCCGGCGGGAGACGGCUGCGUGCGGCGCCGCCUGCCCGGAGGCCGAUCCUGUUCUCGCCGAGGGGCGUUUCGGACUCGCGGAGCUCGCAAACGUGCCUUGAUCCGGACGCCAGCACGAGUGUUCUUGGGAUCAUCCUUGGAGGUGGUGCUGGGACAAGGCUGUAUCCACUGACGAAGAAGAGAGCGAAACCAGCAGUGCCGUUGGGCGCCAACUACAGGCUUAUAGAUAUCCCUGUCAGCAACUGUCUGAACAGUAAUGUCUCCAAGAUAUAUGUGCUAACACAGUUCAACUCUGCUUCGCUCAACCGCCACAUCUCGAGGGCCUAUGGGAACAACAUUGCCGGGUACAAGAAUGAGGGAUUCGUUGAGGUCCUUGCAGCACAACAGAGUCCAGAGAAUCCCAACUGGUUUCAGGGUACCGCAGAUGCUGUGCGUCAAUAUAUGUGGCUAUUUGAGGAGCACAAUGUCAUGGAGUUCCUUAUUCUGGCUGGAGAUCACCUGUACCGUAUGGACUACCAAAAGUUCAUUCAGGCCCAUAGAGAAACAGAUGCUGAUAUAACUGUUGCAGCCCUGCCAAUGGAUGAACAACGUGCAACUGCAUUUGGUCUUAUGAAAAUUGAUGAUGAAGGGAGGAUAGUUGAGUUUGCAGAAAAACCAAAAGGAGAGAAGCUGAGAUCAAUGAUGGUUGACACCACUAUAUUGGGCCUUGAUCCUGAGAGGGCCAAGGAACUGCCUUAUAUUGCUAGUAUGGGAAUCUAUGUUUUUAGCAAAGAUGUGAUGCUUCGGCUUCUCAGAGAAAAGUUUCCUGCAGCAAAUGACUUCGGAAGUGAGGUUAUUCCUGGCGCAACAGAAAUUGGAUUAAGGGUGCAAGCUUACUUAUAUGAUGGUUACUGGGAAGAUAUUGGUACUAUUGAAGCAUUUUAUAAUGCAAACUUGGGAAUAACCAAGAAGCCUGUACCGGAUUUUAGCUUCUAUGACCGUUCUGCUCCAAUUUAUACGCAACCUAGAUACUUGCCUCCUUCAAAGGUUCUUGAUGCCGAUGUGACGGACAGUGUUAUUGGCGAAGGUUGUGUUAUUAAACAUUGCACAAUCAACCAUUCCGUAGUUGGACUCCGUUCCUGCAUUUCUGAAGGUGCAGUCAUAGAGGACUCUUUACUAAUGGGUGCAGACUAUUACGAGACUGAGGAUGAUAAGAAAGUCCUUUCUGAGACUGGUGGCAUUCCCAUUGGUAUUGGGAAGAAUGCACAUAUCAGAAAAGCAAUAAUCGACAAAAAUGCUCGUAUUGGAGAAAAUGUCAAGAUAAUCAAUUUUGAUAAUGUCCAAGAAGCAGUAAGGGAGACAGAAGGAUACUUUAUCAAAAGUGGCAUUGUCACAGUGAUUAAAGAUGCCUUAAUCCCUAGUGGAACAAUCAUAUAA